This is a messenger RNA of Ustilago hordei, 612 nucleotides long. Its product is annotated as putative PPA1 - H+-ATPase 23 KD subunit, vacuolar. The transcript is spliced from 3 exons. Gene Ontology annotation, molecular function: proton-transporting ATPase activity, rotational mechanism. Gene Ontology annotation, cellular component: proton-transporting V-type ATPase, V0 domain. Bases 1 to 612 code for a protein of 203 amino acids. The record is from RefSeq and is a predicted model, not a curated record. Lineage: Eukaryota; Fungi; Basidiomycota; Ustilaginomycetes; Ustilaginales; Ustilaginaceae. Gene Ontology annotation, biological process: proton transmembrane transport.
AUGGUCUCAACUUUAUACCUCGCCGGAGGAUCCGGUUUGACCACCCUUUCCGCUGUGGGAUUGUAUAUGCUUUUGACAGGCAAGGGUGAAGCAUUCAACAUAGGACAAUUCCUGGAAGAAACCUCUCCUUACGCAUGGGCAAUGAUCGGUAUCGGACUUUGCAUCGGUCUUUCUGUCAUCGGUGCUGGGUGGGGAAUCUUUAUCACAGGUGCAAGCAUUCUGGGUGCUGGUGUAAGAGCUCCUAGGAUUACAACCAAGAAUUUGGUUUCAAUCAUCUUCUGCGAAGUCGUAGCAAUUUACGGCGUCAUCAUGGCCAUCGUAUUCUCCGCUAAAAUCACAGGCAACUUGGAGGGGGGAACAGAUGGGUUGUGGACACCCAACAACUAUCUCACUGGACAUGUGCUCUUUUGGGGUGGCUUGACGGUUGGAAUGUGUAAUUUGUGUUGUGGAGUCGCGGUGGGUAUUACGGGUAGUAAUGCUGCGGUGGCUGAUGCAGCUGAUCCACAGUUGUUUGUCAAGAUCCUGAUCGUAGAGGUUUUUAGUAGCAUCUUGGGGCUGUUUGGGUUGAUUGUCGGAUUGAUUAUGACGGGGACUGCUGAAGAGUUCAAGUGA